Helianthus annuus (common sunflower) is the source of this 1548-nucleotide messenger RNA. RefSeq lists its product as uncharacterized. Gene Ontology annotation, biological process: proteolysis. The transcript has 2 exons. The record is from RefSeq and is a predicted model, not a curated record. Gene Ontology annotation, molecular function: nucleic acid binding; zinc ion binding; aspartic-type endopeptidase activity. Bases 1 to 1548 code for a protein of 515 amino acids. NCBI's taxonomy places the organism in Eukaryota, Viridiplantae, Streptophyta, Magnoliopsida, Asterales, Asteraceae.
AUGAAUCAUGGAGGUAACCAUAACGGACCACCACCAGGAGGUAACCAUAAUGGACCACCACCAGGAGGUAACCACAAUGGGCCACCUCCCGGAAAUAAUGUUAACCCUCCUGUUAGCAUCCAUGGAUGGCUUGCACACUUCCAAAAACAAAAGCCGAAAUCAUUUAGUACUGCUACUACACCAGUUGAGGCGGAAAACUGGAUCGCUCAUAUCGAGAAAUUGUUUGAAGUGUUGGGCGUUGAUGAUGUGUUCAAAGUCAGGCUUGCUACUUAUAAAUUGGAGGACGAUGCUCAUAGGUGGUGGAAGAUCUUGAAAAGUUCUCAUGGAAGAGAUAAUUACGCAGCUACACUCUCAUGGGAGGAGUUUCGCUCAUUAUUUUAUCAGCAGUAUUUCACUGAUGCUGAUCGUAGUGAAUAUCUGAGAGAGUAUUCAUCCAUCAUGCAGAGAAAUGAUGAGCCUAUUAUAGAAUUUAAGAAUCGUUUCUGUCGCUUGCUUAGUUUUCUAGGCCCCGCUGCUGGCACAACAGAGCAGCAGACGAACACUUUUAAAUGGGCUAUAUGUGACCGGGAUAGGAAGUUUAUCCUAAAUCUUCGUUUCAAUGACAUUAAUGAGAUUGUUGAUGUGGUUAAGAACUUGGAUAAUGAUAAGAAGCAUCGUCAGAAGGCGUUUGAUGAUAACCGCAAACGCCCAAGGGAAAAUAAUCAGGAUCACUCUUCUUUUCGCGCUGGAAACAAUCAGUCCUUGGCACCCCGAGACCGUAAACAUCGCUCUGAUAAGAAUUUCAAAAAUCAGUCACGAAAUGGGAGGAAUCGAAAUCAAAAUCAUAAGCCUGCACAGAAUCAAGCACAACAAAAUCAGACCCCCAUUAGAGCACAACAAUCGAAUCGUGAUCCUCCUUGCGCCACUUGCGGGAAACCUCACAAAGUUAUUUGUCGCCGAGCUGAAGGCCUUUGUUUCAAAUGUGGAGAUGCAGGACACAUGAUUAAAGCUUGCCCUCAGCUUGCCCCUAAAGCCAAUACCGGGGGUAAUGCUAGACCUACUGUGGGAGGACGUGUGUUCGCGCUGAUAGCUGAUGACGUAGCAAAUGCUCUAGGUACGGUUUCCGAUUAUUUACGCAUUGGUGAACGUGAUAUCUAUGCCUUGUUUGAUACUGGUGCAACACAUUCGGUGCUCUCUCGGCAUAACGUCUCGAUUGAAUGUCAGACUCGUUGCAUUCUUUUUGGAAAUCCUCACCGUCCUAAAUUCAUUUAUCAAGGGACUCAACCUCGUAAGCCAUUGAAAAUAAUCUCUGCAUUUAAGGCCCAAAAGUUUCUUUCACACGGGUGUGUAGCAUUCCUGGCUUCGAUAAAAGCUACGUCGUCGAAUGAGCCCAACAUCUCUGAUUAUCCAAUUGUCUGUGAGUUUCCUGGUGUCUUUCCUGAAGAGCUACCUGGACUCCCACCAGAUCACGAAGUGGAGUUCACUAUUGAUCUGAUUCCUGGUGCCGAACCGAUUUCUAAAGCACCGUACCGCAUGGCGCCUCUAGAGCUCAAGGAGCUCAAAGAGUAG